Molecule: messenger RNA, 2106 nt
Organism: Lytechinus variegatus (green sea urchin)
Lineage: Eukaryota; Metazoa; Echinodermata; Echinoidea; Temnopleuroida; Toxopneustidae
Product: adhesion G protein-coupled receptor E1-like
Exons: 18
Coding region: 211-2106 (631 amino acids)
Biological process (GO): adenylate cyclase-activating G protein-coupled receptor signaling pathway; cell surface receptor signaling pathway
Cellular component (GO): membrane
Molecular function (GO): G protein-coupled receptor activity
Source: RefSeq, a predicted model, not a curated record
ACUCCUAAACUGUUGAGGCAGUGUGAACAGGGUGACAAGAGUGUAACUUUUGAGUUACCAUGCCCUACAGACUACAAUGUCAUCGUUACUACAGGUAUCUGUGUGCGCGUACAAGAUUGUGAUGAUUUUGAUCCAUCCUUGGCGUCAUCUUGUUAUGUGGACAAGUCUGGAUCCUGGAGUUUCCUUUGUUCUUUCAUUAGACCUUGCUUAAUGACCUGUACGGGGUGGUCAGGCUGCUCCGGCGAUCAAUCAUAUGUUUAUGCGGAAUAUCACUGUGAAUGGGCUGGAGACGGCGACCCCCCGGCUGGAGUAGAGACUACUCUUGAGACGACUAAAGGGCUGACAGUUACAACACCAGUAAAUAUCCAUCCACAGACCAGUCCCCUGACCACAGAGGUAUUAUCUACUGAGGCUACCACUCCAGCUGUACCAACAACUAAUGCGCAGAGAACUACUGGAUCCACCACGCCAGAAAUCACUACUACCUUUACUACAGCACAACGACCGUCAACGCAACCCACAAUGACAUCAGAAUCGACGUCAGAAUCGGUGAACCAAUCACAGCCCUCGAUGCAAGACACGACAACUAUCACCUCUCCCACUACAAAUGGGACACAAAGUCCGGUUGUACCCAACGUUACCCAAAAACCUCUUGAGGAGAUUCUUACAGCUUGCUUUGAUAACGCCACCGAGGGGGAAUCUAGCGCGAAACCUUACCGACCACUGUCAUUCUCAACCCCUAGUGACACGGAAACAGAUCGACUGACUGUAAGCUUCUACUCGCCAUUUCUACAGACCAAACCAGUCAAGGUGGCCAUCGAGGCUUUCCAAGAACCUAAACCGGGCUGUGACACAAGUCCUGCAUCGAGCACUUCAACGACCCCGUCAUCGCCCGACGAUAAAGCCUCCGGAUCGUCGCUGUCGUUGAACUCCGUGGUCAACGUAACUGUGUACUGCUACAACGGCGCUCCCUUACGCCUACGAGAAGGGGAAUACGUGGAUGUGGUCUUUCCCGCCAAAAUUGAUUUUGAAAAUGAAGUUCCAGUCUGCACUUCAAUGAAACAAGACGAACAUGGUUGGGAAUGGACAUCAGAGGGUUGCAAGGCUGUUUAUUCUAACUAUACCCACGUGACCUGUAGAUGUGACCAUCUAUCCGCUAUUGCGCUCCAACGCGGCCCAAAGGGAUUCAAGGUGGAUGGGAUCAAUGCUUUCCUUCUUUCUAUUCUUGAGAAGAUUUUAGGAUUCAUUUCGAUCAUCUCUAUCUUUGUCAUGCUCGUUGUCUAUGCGACACUGGGUGUAAAAGGGUCUCAACUCACCAAGAUUCAAUUAAAUAUAGCUGUCAGUUCACUUGCUGGACACGUCUUGUUUCUUUUCGGAAUGAAAGCUACAGGAAACCUGUUCGUUUGUGCGAUCAUAGCUGCCUGUCUUCAGUAUCUUUACACUGUCUACGCCCUGUGGUUGGUGGUCCAGACCGCUGUACUCUUCAAUACAUGUUACCUACACGGUAAGCCCCGAGAUUCGAACAUCGCCCAACCAGUCCAGGUGAAAGUACCGGAGAAGGGCAUUACGGAACCUAUCCGAUUGACCAGGAUAUUUCUCCUUGUGUGGGGUGGGUCAUUGCUAUUGGUUGGUCUCCUGUACAAGGAAAUUCCAUAUGGAUUUGGAACCCCAGAAAGUUGCUGGCUAGUCGAGACUGUUCAUGUGUACAUCAUCUUCAUCUCCCUGAUCACAGUAGCGCUAGUGAUCAACUUCGUGCUCGCCAUUUUGACCGUGGUGUAUCUAAUCAAGAUUGAUGAUAAGCCUACUGAGCACAUUGAUGGCUACGCAGAAUGGACUGAGAAACUCAGGAACAGAGUCAGUCUUUGUCUGUCAUCAUCACUCGUCCUCUCAUUCGUUCUCGUGAUGGCCUGGUCUUCGCAUGCCCUGCUCGUCUUCAAGUCCAUCAUCGCUUUCGAUUACCUCUUCAUCAUGUUUAACAUGAUUCAGGGUUUUCUGAUUUUUGUAUUCUACUGCCCAGUGAAUCCAGAGGUUCGUGCUGCUAUCUUCGGAACCAAAAGCUCAGAUGAAGAAGAAAAGAAAGAGAGCGACGAUGAACGAAAGAACUGA